GUUUAGUUCCUUCGUGUUGAUUUUACAAGCAGGUGUGCGGGGAGGUGUGGCAUGUGCAUGAAGAUCUCAGUGGUGAGACAAGAGUUUAUCAGGAGAAGCUCUGAAAGGAUUUGACCGGAAUUAAAAUCUUUACAAAUGUGCAGGCCGAACAUGUCUCAGCUCCUGCAGGCUCCUGCUCUGUGGAUCUACCUGCUCCUGCCCUCGCUGCUCUGUGAAAACAUGCGCUGCUACUACAGCCCCAUCCUGGAGAAGGAGGAGAAAUUUGAGCUCAUCGUGACAGAGUGCCCGCCUGAUGAGAUGUGCUUUAAGGCAGAAGGUCACUACGGAAACUACAGCGCCCUGUCUGCCAGGGGCUGCAUGGCAAAGAAGACCUGCAGCCGGGUGCACGAGAUCCGCAUCAAAGGAAUCGUCUACACCAUGAGCUACGGCUGCUGCGAUUCACCGUACUGUAACACCUGCCCUGGGGUCUUCGUCCAACCUCUCUUCAUCACACUUACACUUAUGACUGUAGCUGUGAUGGCCGGCAUCUUGUGACUGAAGACACCUGAAAUUCUAUGUGAUGAGCAUUUUUAAGGGUUCAUGUUAAGGGGGGGGAAAUGUUUUUAUUGUUCAGUGCCCAGAGGCGCUACUGCAGCCUCAGCAUGUAAUGCAGAGGCACCAGGAGUGGCUGGUGAACGCCCAGAAGACACUGCGGUGUGCACCAUAGUGAUGCCACAGAUUUGAACAUUUGUUUUUAAUAUCCUGGUGUUUUCAUAAUGUUUCAAUGUCCUUUAAAUAAAUAUUUGAAUAAGAA
Eleginops maclovinus (Patagonian blennie) is the source of this 793-nucleotide messenger RNA. It is a transcript of the gene bncr, whose product is annotated as bouncer. NCBI's taxonomy places the organism in Eukaryota, Metazoa, Chordata, Actinopteri, Perciformes, Eleginopidae. The record is from RefSeq and is a predicted model, not a curated record. Gene Ontology annotation, biological process: sperm-egg recognition. Bases 136 to 534 code for a protein of 132 amino acids. The transcript has 2 exons. Gene Ontology annotation, cellular component: membrane.